Anopheles gambiae (African malaria mosquito) is the source of this 5619-nucleotide messenger RNA. It is a transcript of the gene Uba1, whose product is annotated as ubiquitin-like modifier-activating enzyme 1. The coding region runs from base 570 to 3887 and encodes 1105 amino acids. The record is from RefSeq and is a predicted model, not a curated record. Gene Ontology annotation, molecular function: SUMO activating enzyme activity. Lineage: Eukaryota; Metazoa; Arthropoda; Insecta; Diptera; Culicidae. Gene Ontology annotation, cellular component: cytoplasm; SUMO activating enzyme complex. The transcript is spliced from 8 exons. Gene Ontology annotation, biological process: protein sumoylation.
UACCGCCCGAGCAUCGAAGCCGCUUCAUUAGCCCUCGCCGAGUGCAGUCGCUGCUGUGAUCCGGAGCAUAAUUUUUGCACCUAUUUUUCACCCGUGAGUGUGUGUUUGUGUCUCUCUCUGUGUAUGUGUUGCGCUUCCGUUCUUUACCCUCAUUCAACAUUUACGCUCGAGCGGAAAUCAAGCGCUUCCCAAACGGCUCGUCCCCAAUCGGCCCCGUCGCGUGUGUGUAGGCUCUUCCCGUCCGAAACGACCGAUGUCGGACGAUGUUGCAUUGAUAGGAUCGCGAGCAAAGCAGCAGUGCAGUGCAAAGGUGGACAAUAUCAAUCGUAGUUAAGGAAGAGGGUAGCCGUUAGCAACGCGCAAAAACCGCACGCCAAAAGGACGCUUCAUCUUCAACCCCAUCGCACACCCCCUCGGUAUCCACGAGUGUGUAAAAACACUGUGGUCGUCGGUGUAAAGAGAAGGAAAAAAUCCCAGCGAGGAAGAGAGGGCGACCGCAAACAGAAUCAUCAUCUCCGCGCACCCCCAGACACCUCCGUCUCCGUCACGGACGCACCCGGUUUGGCUUAAUGUCUAGUGGUGAGUUUCGUGACAGCUUGGUCGAUCCCCCAGCCGCCAAAAAGCGGAAGCUGCCAUCGCCGACGCCGUCGCUGACACAGCCGCCCGAGCACGAGCAGCAGCCGUCGCAGCCGCCGCAUUCGUCAUCGCCCGCGAUUGAGCGCUCUGCACCAUCGUCGGCCGCAGCCGCUGCAGUAGUAGUAAUGGCGACGUCCAAUAACAAUGGCUCCGCUCCCGUGCCGUCCGUGGAGAACAACAGCGCCGGGGGAGGUGGCGGCGGCGGCGGUGCCCAGGAAAUCGACGAGGGGCUGUACUCGCGCCAGCUGUACGUGCUCGGCCACGACGCGAUGCGCCGGAUGGCCCGGUCGGACGUGCUGAUUUCCGGGCUCGGCGGGCUCGGCGUGGAGGUGGCGAAGAACGUGAUCCUGGGCGGCGUGAAAUCUGUCACGCUGCAUGACACGGCAGUCUGCACGGUCGGCGACCUGUCGUCCCAGUUCUAUCUGACCGCGGAGGAUGUGGCGGGCGGGCGCAACCGGGCCGAGGCGAGCUGCCAGCAGCUGUCCGAGCUGAACCACUACGUCCCGACCGUCGCCUACACGGGCGAGCUGACCGAGGAGUUUCUGCAGAAGUUCCGGGUGGUGGUGCUGACGCUGGCCCCGCCCGCCGAGCAGCGCCGUGUGGCGGAGAUUACGCACCGCCACAACAUUGCGCUGAUCGUGGCGGAUACGCGCGGCCUGUUCGCCCAGGUGUUCUGCGACUUUGGCGUCGACUUCACCGUGUACGACCAGAAUGGGGCCAACCCGAGCUCGGCCAUGGUGGCCAGCAUUACGAACGACGCGGAAAGUCUCGUUACGUGCGUGGACGAGACGCGCCACGGGUUCGAGGAUGGCGAUUAUGUUACCUUCACCGAGGUGCAAGGAAUGACGGAGCUGAACGGUUGCGCACCAAUGAAGAUCAAGGUGCUGGGACCGUACACGUUCAGCAUCGGCGAUACGAGCAAGCUGAGCCCGUACCUGCGCGGCGGCAUCGCGACCCAGGUGAAGAUGUCGAAGCAGAUGAGCUUCAAGUCGCUGGCGGAGGCGGAGAAUGCGCCCGAGUUCAUCAUGACCGAUUUUGCGAAGUGGGACCAUCCGGCCAACACGCAGAUCGCGUUCACCGUGCUCGGCCGCUACCAGGAGCAGCACGGCCGGCUGCCGCGCCCCUGGAACGUGGAGGAUGCGGCCGAGUUCGUGGAGAUGUGCCGCAAGCGCGCCAAGGAGAUGGGGGUCGAGGAGCUGAACGAAGCGAUGCUGACCAAGUUCGCCAAGGUGUGCGCCGGCGACCUGUGCCCGAUGAACGGUGCGAUCGGUGGCAUUACGGCGCAGGAGGUGAUGAAGGCCUGCACGGGCAAGUUCACCCCGAUCAAUCAGUACUUGUGCUACGAUGCGCUGGAGUGUCUGCAGGAGGCGGACCUCACGGAGGAGGAGUGUGCUCCGACCGGGUCGCGCUACGAUGGGCAGAUUGCCGUGUUCGGGCGCAAGUUCCAGGACGUGCUGGGUCAGCUGAAGUACUUCAUCGUCGGCGCCGGUGCGAUCGGCUGCGAGCUGCUGAAGAACUUUGCGAUGAUUGGCGUCGCGUCCAAGGGCGACGGUGAAAUCAUCGUCACCGAUAUGGAUCUGAUCGAGAAGAGCAACCUGAACCGGCAGUUCCUGUUCCGGCCGCACGAUGUGCAGCAGCCGAAGUCGCGCGUCGCCGCCCAGGCCGUGAAGCGCAUGAACGGCGACAUUAAGGUGACGUCGCACGAGAACCGCGUCGGGCCGGAAACGGAGCGCUUCUACGACGACACGUUCUUCAACCGCUUGGACGGCGUGGCGAACGCGCUGGACAACAUCGAUGCGCGUAUCUACAUGGAUCGGCGCUGCGUGUACUACCGCAAGCCGCUGCUCGAGUCGGGAACGCUCGGCACGCUCGGCAAUAUUCAGGUGGUUGUACCAUUUUUGACCGAAUCGUACAGCUCGUCCCAGGAUCCGCCGGAGAAGUCGAUCCCGAUCUGCACGCUGAAGAACUUCCCGAACGCGAUCGAGCACACGCUGCAGUGGGCUCGGGACACGUUCGAGGGCAUCUUUAAGCAGGUGGCCGAAAAUGCGGCCCAGUACAUCUCCGAUCCGACGUUUAUCGAGCGCACGCUCAAGCUGCCCGGCGUGCAGCCCCUCGAGGCACUGGAAUCAGUCAAGAAAGCGCUGAUCGACGACAGGCCGAAAUCGAUCGAGGAUUGCGUGAAAUGGGCCCGCAUGUACUUCGAGGAGCAGUACUCGAACCAGAUCCGCCAGCUGCUAUUUAACUUCCCGCCCGACCAGAUGAGCUCCACCGGCCAACCGUUCUGGUCCGGCCCGAAGCGUCUGCCGGAAGCGAUCACGUUCGAUCCGGAGGAGCCGCUGCACCUGGACUACAUCUUUGCGACCGCCAACCUGAAGGCGGAAGUGUACGGCAUUCCCCAGCAGCGCAACCGGGAUGCGAUUCGUAAGAUUGUGAUGACCAUUGAGGUGCCGAAGUUUACGCCACGCUCGGGCGUUAAAAUUGCCGUCACAGACUCAGCCCUGCAGGCGGAGGAGAACGGCGGCGGCGGCGGUGGUGGCGGCGCCGGCGGCGAAGAUCUCGAUCCCGAUCGCAUCGGCCGGUUGCAGAGCGAGCUGGCCGCGCUCGGCAAGCCCGACUUCACCAUCACACCGCUCGAGUUCGAAAAGGACGACGACAACAAUCUGCACAUGGACUUUAUCGUCGCUGCGUCCAACCUGCGCGCGGCCAACUACAAAAUCCCGCCGGCCGACCGUCACAAGUCGAAGCUGAUUGCGGGCAAAAUCAUGCCGGCCAUUGCCACCACCACGUCGCUCGUGGCCGGGUGCGCUUCGCUCGAGCUUUACAAGCUGGCACAAGGCUUCAACACGCUGGAGCGCUUCAAGAACGGCUUCCUGAACCUGGCCCUGCCGUUCUUCACCUUCUCCGAGCCGAUCCAGGCGAAAAAGGCAACCUACUACGACAAGGAGUGGACGCUGUGGGACCGGUUCGAGGUGAAGGGCGAGCUGACGCUGCAGGAGUUCCUCGACUACUUCGAGCGGGAGCACAAGCUGAAGAUCACGAUGCUGUCGCAGGGCGUCUGCAUGCUGUACGCGUUCUUCAUGACGAAGCAGAAGCAGCAGGAGCGCCUGAACCUGCCGAUGUCCGAGGUCGUGCGGAAGGUGUCGAAGAAGAGCAUCGAGCCGCACGUCCGUGCGCUCGUGUUCGAGAUCUGCUGCAACGACGAGGAGGGCGAGGACGUGGAGGUGCCGUACGUGCGCUACGUGUUGCCUUGAAUAGCUUAAGUGGUGGCGGAGGCGCUAGAAGAAGGGGGCUGCGGUGGUGUGGGGGAAGUUUCGAGUACGGAUUAAUGUUUGUCGAUACUGAAGAGAAAUGAAGGGCACGGAAGAGGAAGAUAGGAGAUAGAGAGAGAGAGAGAGAGAUUAGAAGUAAAAGGGAAAAUGCAACAAUGAAUAGCUGAACACGUGAAUUAGGUAGAAAAGCAAGGGUUUGUACUGUCGUAAGCACAGAGAGCGUUGCACACCGAGCAAAUUGCGCAAAGUGACGAACUUUUAACAGGCUUGAGCGUGCAUAAAACAAUCGACGAGUGCAGUUUGUGCGCAUUUUUCACCCAUCCCUUCGAUGAAGAUCAAGCGGUUUGUGUCGAGUGGCCACCACCCAACCCAUGAUGGAAAGGCAACGCGUGUGGUGGUCGCCCUUGACCUCUAAAUUCCCUCUUUUUCUCUCUCUCUUGCGGUGCCGUGUGUGGUAUCACUUAGUAUUUAUUGUUCAUUAAUAUUCCUACGCCCCACUUUUCCCUCUCUGGCCCAAGCGGGGAGAGGAGUCGUUGGCAUCGCGAUUCGAGCCCGAUCUCGAGCAGAAAGGAAGAGCCGCGUGCGGGCGGACGGUAUGAAAUGGGAUUAGAGAAAAGGGUGGAAGUAAAAUUGAACCCUUCCCCCUUUUUUUUGGAGACAAGCUACGUCGUGUCGAGGAAGAAGAGAGAUAGCCGAAUGAGAGCAGCGGAACGAUAAUAAAAGCAUAGCUUUUUUUUUAAACAAAUAAUGUUUUUUUACCGUACUAGAUGUGUUUCUUCCGCGCAUUGAAGAAGGAAAAGACGCAGAGUCAGUACAUAAAAUGAGUGGAGUUAGAAAGAGAGAAUAGAGAGAGAGGGAUAGAAGAGAACGUGGAUUGUAAUUAGGAAGCGAGUUUUCGUUCGCGCGAGAGCGGUCAAAGUUUGUGUGGGUGCGUGUCGCGUCCAUCGCCGGUAAAUCGGCACAGCAACAUAAGAACAGGUAGCUAAUAAAUUAGAACCGUCUUAGUACAGGGAAGGUGGCGACCUCUGUUGUUCGUGGCCGUAAGGUGUAGGGCGCAGUGGGUGUGGUGUGGUGCGAAUGAUUUCGAUUUUUGUACUAUAAACGUCCUCGAUGCGAUUGAUUAAAUUGCUUUAUCGCGAUUUUAAUGCUUUCUCCCCGUGAAGGAUGGUUCUGGAAGAAUGCUGCCCACACACGCACACACGCGCGCGCGCACCGCUACAAUUGAAUCAAAUAACGUUGAACCAGCAUAUGAGCAUACGAGUUGGAGUAAAAUAAAGAAAAGGAACAUGGUGUAACAGAAUAGCAGACAAGAGCAGGUAGGUUGUUUAGUAGUAGUGAGUUUUGUUGCCUCUUGUCCCGUUGCAUUGAGAUAGAGGACAUGAGGCGCUUACAGGCGGCUGGUUGGCCCAUCGCGGACACUUCAGGACCCGUAAACCCGAAAGCCAAUACUAUAUUCUGAAAAUGAAAAUGCCGAUGGUGGAGGAGUACGUGCAUCAAUCGCGAUAAAAAAAAGUGCUGAGAUGAGAAGGAGAGAAAAAAGUAAACACAAGACCCACACACACACACCCACACACCCACACAUACAAAAGAAACAAGAAAAAACAACACAAUUAGCUGAAAGGAUAAGACUUACCCUUAUAAUCUCUGAUGUGUAGCCGUGGGACGAAUAUGAAACGAAAUGGCGUGAAAUAAAUUCAUUAUAUUUUAAAUUGAA